Messenger RNA from Paramisgurnus dabryanus, 3434 nucleotides. It is a transcript of the gene scarf2, whose product is annotated as scavenger receptor class F, member 2. Lineage: Eukaryota; Metazoa; Chordata; Actinopteri; Cypriniformes; Cobitidae. Gene Ontology annotation, cellular component: focal adhesion. Gene Ontology annotation, molecular function: scavenger receptor activity. The record is from RefSeq and is a predicted model, not a curated record. Gene Ontology annotation, biological process: heterophilic cell-cell adhesion.
UCGUGCCCGUGUACGCGCAAGCGUUGAGGCGGUUGUACUGGGGGCUGGAUGAGGGAUUCACGGUGAAGUCCAGUCACUCAGUCACACCCGCCCGAUUGCUGGGGUGGUUUCGGUUAGGAUUUGGGGAAAGAGAGCAAGAGCACCGAAGUCCCAAGAAAUAGGGACACGAUUCAGGAAUUUCCCUUUUGAGAAUAAAACCGUUUGAACGGCCCAUGGACGCAAAUAAAAUCACGCAACCCGUUUGUUUCUCUACACUUUGAAGUUUAUCGGUUGCACUUGGAAAUAAUAGCGGGUUUAUUUGAGCAUAUCUGAAGUUUUUCAGCAAUGAACCAGUUAUAUCUAACAGUGUCUGGGGCGCAAACUAAAGCCAGAAGUUCUCAGGAACUGGGGCUGGACGGAGAAAAGUUUUUGGUUUUAUAACGUCUCCGCGACCUCUCCUCUUUCUCUCCUCUGCUUUUUUCCAGCCAUUGGAGUCCGAAAAACAGCGGAUAAACAUACCGUUACGAUUUUUGCGGAUAUAGUUCCUCACAAACAUCCUUGAAGGUUUUGAGUUGAUGGUUUCGAGGCUGUGGAGAUACAGUGUGAAUUUCUGGAGAUUGUACACGAGAGGAAUGCUGAGUAGAGCCGCAUGUAGAGAUGAUGCUUCUGCCAUGGCACCCAAAGACACUUUAGGAGUUUUUGUGGUUUUGCUUUUAUGCUUUUGUACCGUUUUCAGUCAAGAACUCAAUCCGAAGGGCAGGAAUGUGUGCAAAGCUCCAGGGUUACAAGAGCUUGUGUGUUGCAGCGGAUGGGCGCAACAAGGCGAAGACUGUUUAACGCCUCUCUGUGAGGGUAACUUCACUUGUAAUGAGAAUGAGGUGUGCGUACGACCGAAUGAAUGCCGAUGCCGUCAUGGGUAUUUUGGGGCAAGUUGUGACACAAAGUGCCCGCCUCAGUUCUGGGGUCCAGACUGCAAGGGCAAGUGCACGUGCCACCCCAACGGUAAAUGUGACGACGUGACUGGGAAAUGCACCUGUUACCUCAACCGCUGGGGUAAAAACUGUGAGAAACCCUGCCAUUGUCAACAAGGGAAGUGUGACCAGGAAACCGGGAAAUGUACCUGCCAUGCGGGUUUCUGGGGAACACAGUGCAACAACAACUGUUAUUGCAGCAUCAACUCAGUGUGCGAGCAGAGCUCGGGACGAUGCAUCUGUAACCCGGGCUGGUACGGGCGUAACUGUGGGGCUCAGUGCACUUGUAACAACUCACCCUGUGAGCAGUUUACGGGGCGAUGCCAGUGCAGGGAGAGGCUCUGGGGUCAACACUGUGAACGCUACUGCCAGUGCGUCCAUGGAAAGUGUAACCCGACCGAUGGGUCAUGUACAUGUAAGCCCGGAUACAGGGGGAAGCUGUGCCGGGAACCAUGUCCUGCUGGGUUUUAUGGACAAAACUGCAGAAACAGGUGUGGUCACUGUAAAGGCCAGCAGCCCUGUAAGGUUACAGAGGGCCGAUGUGUGACCUGCGAGAGCGGCUGGAAUGGCACUAAAUGCGAUCAGAUGUGUGCCCCGGGUUUCUUCGGAGAGAACUGUAAGGAAGAGUGUCCACCGUGCAAAGACGGACAUUACUGUAGCCGAAUCGAUGGCAAGUGUUCACACUGCAAUCCCGGCUGGAUCGGAGAUCGCUGUGAAGUACGCUGUCCUAACGGCACCUAUGGCGAAAACUGUGAGAAGGAUUGCAGCCAUUGUUUUAACGGAGACUGUCACUUCGCCACAGGAGAGUGUCUGUGUGACCCUGGAUUUUAUGGGACAUACUGCAACCUGACAUGUGAAUUCGGUCAGUUUGGCGUGAACUGUGCUCAGACCUGUCCAUGCCACGACAUGAACUGCAACCCGGUAUCAGGGGACUGCAAUCUACAUCCUAAUCAGCGAAUGGGAGUUAUCGCCGCAGGAACGCUGGUGACAUUCCUCUUCAUCGUCCUUCUCUCUCUGCUGUGUUGCUGUUUCCUCUGUAGCAACAAAAACAACCACAACUCUGACCAAGAAAACUCUACUAAUAGCAAGAAAGCCAAGAUAAUCCUUUGUGGCGGAUUUAGCCGAAUCAGCACCAAACUUCCCAGAAUCCCUCUCAGGAGACAAAAACUACCCAAAGUUGUUGUAACCCACCAUGAUCCAGAAAACACCUUCAACAGUAUUAUCGAACCACCUUCCAUUGUGGACCAACCUUCUCCGUCGUGGUCGUCGCAGGAGUCCUUCUCUUCAUGUGAGACGAGUGAAGACGACCAUCAUUACUCCCUCCCACCCAACGAAUCUAUGAAUGAGAGUUAUGAGAAAAGAGGUUCUAGUGUUACUCAAGAAAUAUCAUCAACGCCUAAUGAAGAAGAUGCUGGAGAGUACACAUCUCUCAAAGAGACAACAAAGCCAUAUGUUAAUGAUGGAUCCGAGCAGCCACUGCUGAAGUUCUCUGACAGCGAGGGGUCCACCAGCGGUUCAGAGUCAACCAUGGGGGCCGUUUAUGCUCACAUCGCUCGUCUUUCAAAACACUCCAAAGACGAGGAGGAUAAUGCGGCACCAGAGGUCAAAGGGAACGGCAAGGCACCGUCCCCAGAGAAGAUGAAACCUCGUCCUCCAGACCCUUCGACCAAACCCAAGGUGUCCUGGAUUCACAGAACAUCUGGAGACAGCCAAACGGAGCAAAGCCAGACUCCGACGACGCACAAUGAGAAGAAGAAGAACUCUGGAAAGGUUGAGGAAAAACAGAAGUCAAAGGAGAAGUCGAGCAAGAACGGUGAGAAGGAUCAGGAAGGUAAGAAGGACGGAAACAAAUCUCCAAGCAAAUGCAAAACUAACAUAGCCUCCGAACACAUCAACGGAACGUUCCAGAACGCCUGGAAGAAGAUCGGAAACUUCCACUCGGACAAGAAAACCGCUGACGCCGCCAAAGAUCCGCCUAAAAGUCCAAAGAUCAUGCAUCCGCACAUAAACUCGGAGGCUGCUACUCUACUAGCGGCUCAGUUAAAAGAAAAAACCCAGAGCCUGAAUCGUAACGAGGGUCUCACUGUAGGCGUCAAAUCCAAUGGUGUGUCAACCCCUCAAGUCAACAAAGAGAAACCCACCCCGCCUCAAAAGACCAAACGUUCAACGACAGGGUCCAACAAACCGUUACUUCCCACCUCCAGCAAUCUACAGAAGAUGGUGGCCCCUAUUUCAGACUCAACCCCUGAGCCUACAACUCCACAGAAACAGGGGAUAAAUGGGACCAAGGUAGAAGUGGAAGGCGACGUCACACCAAAGAAAACACCGAUCAAAAAACCACCAAGGAAAAAAGGCAAGGAGGGAACGGUAGAAACAGAAAACAAAAACACUCCAAAGACGGCCAUUAUGCCGCCUCAGACAGUCAAAUAGAGAGUAGCUCUGUUUUAAAACUUGUGAGCUGCCUUGUUACAUACAAAACCAGCU